Durusdinium trenchii is the source of this 1594-nucleotide messenger RNA. NCBI's taxonomy places the organism in Eukaryota, Dinophyceae, Suessiales, Symbiodiniaceae. The record is from the annotation of a GenBank genome assembly.
AGAGGUUAUGGCUUAGAGAUGUGUUUGGAAUCAAAUUGACAACUGGGCCACAUGAUGUUUGGAUGAACUGAUUAAAUAAUGGUUAAAUAACGGUUAACUAUGGUUUAAAUAUGGUUAAUAUGUUUGCAAUCGCCGUCUUUAGGCAUUCAACCACUUGACGUUCGUUCUUUGGCAAAGUCCAAACGUGGCUUUGUGCAAAGUCUCCGUCGAAGUGAAGUGAUCACCAAAACGAGCCCCGAGAAGUGGGAGAGUGACCUCCCUAGUAGUAGAUGAGUCUAUUCUGAUCAGAAUAGGGGUGGUCAACCGGUCGGUCCCCCGGUUUUGACUCAUGGCCUAUCUGAGAAAACAAAAGAAUCCAAGAACUUCACACUUUGCGGGUUGGUGCCACCAGAGGCUUCAAAGUUUCUGGUUGCCGCAAAGGACGUUGGCACUGGCAUCCUUAGGACGCUUUGCUUGGAUUUCCUUGGUCUUUGUGGUGGGGUACCAGAAGCGAUGCAAGUCUUCUUCAGGAGCACUUUGGGCCUUCUUUUUAGUUUUCUUCUCGGCUACACCUCUUCCUUUCUACUGGUACGUCAGGAGAAGUUCUACGAAGCGAUGUAUGAGGAGUCGGCAAUCCUCACUCAGCUGCUUGAGGAGGCGCCACUGCUCUUGGCUUCGAAAGAGCUUUUACUUUUAAUGAAAAAUGCACGACUUUACCUCGCUUCUAGCACCUGGCGGAAUGCGAGCUUUAUCCCAUCAGAACUCGUUGCCAGGACUUUGCGCUCAGACAAGGACCCAAUCGAAGAGAUCACCCGACUCCUCAUUCAGAUUCAGACCCCUGGUAGUGAGCGGCUCCUGACCAUCAUCACGGCCAUACGCAUGGCUCGAUCAAGGAAAUAUUCCUCUAUGCAACGAAUCAUCCCUACGACACAAUUCGGGCUGCUGGUGGUUCUUGCAGUGUUGAUCACACUCACGCCUUUUCUUGAUGGCAAGAGUGAUACAUCAUUCUUGGCACAAUGCUUGUACGGAAUCCUGGUGGAGGUUCUCAUUUUCGUGAUCGUUUAUGUUGGUGGUGGACCAGGACUCGGCAUUUAUACAACAGACAAGGAGCGUUCGACCAUCCUGAAGGCUCUGAUGGAGUUGAUUGAUAAGACCGAAGCCGAAACAAGGUCUUCAAAAGCCCAUGGAGGCAAGAAAGCAAGACGAAACUUGAAAACAAACACUGAAGAAAAGACCGAGCAGUUCGCUUUGUAGCGUUUGAUUUGUACAGUCUUUGUAGAUUGAACACCUCGAGAGUGACUGGAGCAAGUUUUUAAAGGGUAGAGCUACCUUGCCUUUGUUACCAGACUCUCAGACUGUUUUUGGUAGACCGCUGCAAGACACGCAUGGCGUGAGAUUUUCCACGUGGAAGAUUCCGUGACUGGAUUUCUGAGCAACCCUUGUGCCACACACCCUGAUGCCCAGAGAAAGGUUACGCAUUUUGGCAGACUUGGCAAUGCUCAUCAAGCAUUUUGGCCAUUUUUGUGUCGCGAUGUUGCCAGCUCUCUCUCUCUCUCUCUCGCUCUUCCACUGAUUGUGCAGCAAUUUUCGAGCGAAGCUUUUGCUCUCUAUAGCC